Messenger RNA from Fusarium sp. VM40, 852 nucleotides. NCBI's taxonomy places the organism in Eukaryota, Fungi, Ascomycota, Sordariomycetes, Hypocreales, Nectriaceae. The record is from the annotation of a GenBank genome assembly.
AUGGCUCAGUCUGACGCACAAAAGGUCUUGGAGACCUUAACCAAGCUUCAAUCAUCACGAGAAAUCUCAAUCAUUAAACUCAGUGAGCCUAUCUCAAGCUCAAAGCCUCAAGAUACCCGACAAAGAACAUCAGAUGCCUCAAAUUCAGCCUUUGACGCGCCAACUCCUGCAAGCUUAACGGCAGACCUUGCUCAUUACAAGGAACUAUUCGCCAAACUGCGGUUCUCAUACGUACAACAAGUUACAAAGGAGAAGUUCAUCAGAGCCAUUGUUGGCGAUCCGCCCAUGAUCGUCACCAUGGAGGAGAACAUGGAACUUGAAAAAGAAAACGCGGUUGCCAAAAAGCAGCUCAAAGAGCUCAAGACAGAAGUGGCGGACAUGGUGACCGAUCUCGAGAGAAGGGGUGUCGAGCUAAGCAAGAAAUACGAGAGUGUGCAACUUGAAACGACCAAGUUGCGUGAGAUGCCUGCUAAGAUUGAGGAGCUGGAAAUGCGAAUCCAAGAACUACGGGAAGCGCAGGAAUUGCCAGAAGGAACAAGCCCCAGCAUGAAUCUUCCCCUUGCCAAAACACAAGAUCUUGUCAACCAACGAAAACUCGAACAGCAGGAACUCGCACGAGAAUUAGAGUCUCUACAGGCCAAAGUCCCUCGGAAGAGAAAGGAGGCUGACAGACUCCAUAUUGAGUUGCAGCCUCUCGAGAUGAAGCGCCAGAACAGCGCGACUGCUGCGCGUGAGGCAAGGAGGAGAAAGGAAGCGGCCCUUGGCGGUGCAGCGGAUGAUCUGGAGGAGAGAGCGCGAUGGUGGCGAGCUAGCGAGGGUGUGUUAACGCAGGUACUGGACAUUAAGAAUUAG